CUUUCAGGCCAACUAAAAUUCAAAUGCGGGUGAUUCGCCGUUUGUAUGACAUGAUUGGCAUGCUCAAAGUACUUUAUAUUCGCUAAAUCGAUACACAUUUUCGACCUAAAAGUGGCUAAUUUGUGUUUAUAUUUGGCCCGAUUUGUCGCAAAAAUGUUUGCGAGAAUUACCUUCUACCCGACGUUAAUUUAUAACGUAUUUAUGGAAAAGCUCACACCGAGACAAUGGUACAACAGGAUAGACGACACCGUUAUUUUAGGAGCUUUACCAUUCCCGCACAUCGCUAGAGAAUUAAUAGAAAAAGAAAAUGUCAAAGCUGUUAUAUCGAUGAACGAGGAUUAUGAGCUAUUCUUUGCGAAUGAUUCUAAGUCUUGGAAGAAAUUAGGAGUUUCUUUUUUGCAACUAGCUACAACAGAUAUUUUCGCCACCCCAUGUCAAAGUAAAUUAGUAGAGGGUGUUCGUUUUAUUAACCAGUUUGUUGAUAAAACGAACGUGAUUAAUGGUGUAUCGAACUCUUCAGUUUACAUUCACUGCAAAGCAGGUCGGACAAGGAGUGCCACAUUAGUCGGUUGUUAUCUAAUUCAGAGGUAUAACUGGGGCCCUGAACAAGCAGUCAACCACAUGAAAGAGAAGAGACCCCAUAUUUUAAUGCACAAGAAACAAUGGGAAGCGUUAAGUAUUUUUAGGGAACAUAACAUGGCCAAUAUAUAAAAGUUAUUUAUUAGGUAUUUAUUUACACAGUACAAAAGUACAUUAGGAAAGAACAUUUUUGUUGUGACAGUGCUAUGGAAUUAAAGUUUUAUACAAUUUACUAAAAUAGUCUAGUUUAGACUUAAAAAAAAAAAG
Molecule: messenger RNA, 846 nt
Organism: Sitophilus oryzae (rice weevil)
Lineage: Eukaryota; Metazoa; Arthropoda; Insecta; Coleoptera; Curculionidae
Gene: PTPMT1
Product: phosphatidylglycerophosphatase and protein-tyrosine phosphatase 1
Exons: 4
Coding region: 154-711 (185 amino acids)
Biological process (GO): protein dephosphorylation
Molecular function (GO): phosphatidylglycerophosphatase activity; protein tyrosine/serine/threonine phosphatase activity; phosphatidylinositol-4,5-bisphosphate 5-phosphatase activity
Source: RefSeq, a predicted model, not a curated record